CAGGGUACAAAGCAAAACCGCCAAAUCUGAAAUGACCCUAGAGCCUCAAACACACUUAUAAUGAAGUCCUCAACAAAUCUACACAGCUCCCCCGAUCACUGAAAAUGGAAAACCCAGACACUACAAAACCCACAAGAUCACCACCACCACCUCCGCCGCCACAACAACAACAACCAGACCCCAAAAAGCUCAAAAUGUCCACCACCACCACCGACGACGAAGAACCCGCCGCCCAAAUCACCCAAAAGCAACGCCUCAAACGCCGCAAGGUCGCCAUCUUCUUCGCCUACUGCGGCGUCGGGUACCAAGGAAUGCAAAAGAACCCGGGCGCCAAAACCAUCGAAGGCGACCUCGAAGAAGCCCUCUACCACUCCGGCGCCGUCCCCGAUCACGACCGCAACAACCCCAAACGAUACGACUGGGCCCGCUCGGCCCGUACCGACAAGGGCGUCAGCGCCGUGGGCCAGGUCGUGUCGGGCCGGUUCUACGUCGACCCGCCAGGCUUCGUCGACCGCCUCAACUCCAACCUCUCCCCGCAAAUCCGGAUUUUUGGGUACAAGCGCGUAACGGCGUCGUUUAAUGCGAAAAAGUUUUGUGAUAAGAGGAGGUACGUUUAUCUCAUACCCGUGUUUGCUCUUGAUCCAAGUGCCCAUAGGGAUAGGGAGAGUGUGAAGGCUAGUUUGGGGUCUGAUGAGGAGUUUGUGAAGUGCUUAGAAUGCUCUGAUCGGGGCCGAAAAGUCGGUGGUUUGAUGGGUAAACGCACUUAUCAAUUGACAGGUGAUACUCCAAGUUCGGAAUCUUUAACCGAAAUUAAUGGAGAUAAUUUACUAGCUGCCGAUGCUGAUACUGAAAUGGUUGCUGAGGACAAUGACAUUGGAGGAGAGGAGAAGGCUGUGAAGGGGAGUGGGUUUUGUUAUGGUGAGAAGGAGAAGGAGAGGUUUAAUAGAAUCUUGAGUUGUUACCAGGGUACUCAUAACUUUCAUAAUUUCACCACGAGAACUAAAGCAGAAGACCCUGCUGCUAUUAGAUACAUUAUUUCGUUCUGUGCGAAUACCACGGUUGUGGUUGAGGGUAUUGAGUUUGUCAAGUGUGAAGUUGUGGGGCAGAGCUUCAUGCUUCAUCAGAUUAGGAAGCUGAUUGGGCUGGCGGUGGCGAUCAUGAGGAAUUGUGCUCCUGAGUCUUUGUUAGAAAGAGCUUUGCAAAAGGAUGUUAAUGUUAAUGUGCCAACAGCCCCUGAGGUUGGUUUGUACUUGGACGAGUGCUUCUUCACCUCAUAUAACCAGAAAUGGGGAGACACUCAUGAGGAAGUGUCGAUGAAAGAUUAUGAAACAGAGGCAGAAGCUUUCAAAAUGAAGCAUAUUUACACUCAUAUUGGAGCUACUGAGCAUAAGGAAGGUGUGGUGGGUCUCUGGUUGCACUCUCUAAACCACCGCAAUUAUCCAGAUUUAGGUGCUGACAACAUUGGAGACACCAGCAAUGCGAAGACUGCCGAGACCUCCAAUACUGACAACAAUGGAGGGACCAGCAACUGUGAAACUGCUGAUAUUAGUGCCGAGAACACUGGAGAUACCAGCGACGGAAAGACUGCUGAUGUCUCAUUUGCUGACAACAAUGGAGACUCCAGCAACUGUAAAACUGUUGAUAUCAAUGCUUACCAUACUGGAGAUACCAUCAAUGGAAACACUGCCGAUAUUGCCACUGCUGACAACAAUGGAGUCGCCAGCAAGGAUAAGUCCGCCGAUACCGCCAGUGCUAACAACAAUGGAGACAUCAGCCAGGCCAAUAUCACCAAUGCCACCCAGUAACUUUCAGAGACGAUCAAAUUACUUACAUGUACGCAUUUUUAUUUCUUUUCAGUAUUUACAACCGACUGUUAGCCACCUCAACUAUUUACAUUAUGUUUUAGGAGCAAACGUCUCCCAUAUUUCUUCACAAUUUAGUAGUUUCUGUGAAGCUGCAAUGUGAUUCUUUUUAUGUAUCAGUACAUCUGCAUACACAUGGAAUUUGAGAGCUUUAUGGCUGAUGUCUGUAAACAAUUGUCCUACAGCCCAAAAUAUAAAAGCCCAGUUUCAUUUCCUAUA
This is a messenger RNA of Argentina anserina (silverweed cinquefoil), 2081 nucleotides long. RefSeq lists its product as uncharacterized. The transcript has 2 exons. Gene Ontology annotation, biological process: mRNA pseudouridine synthesis; tRNA pseudouridine synthesis. The record is from RefSeq and is a predicted model, not a curated record. The coding region runs from base 105 to 1805 and encodes 566 amino acids. Lineage: Eukaryota; Viridiplantae; Streptophyta; Magnoliopsida; Rosales; Rosaceae. Gene Ontology annotation, molecular function: RNA binding; pseudouridine synthase activity. Gene Ontology annotation, cellular component: nucleus.